ACUCCAGAGCCAGUCUGUCCUCCCUCUCCCUGUGUACCUGGUUGUGGUUGUCCUGAUGAUACUGUAUAUGAUGAGGUUAAACAGGAAUGUGUCUCCAUAACAUCAUGUGAUACUUGUAGUCUUCCUUCCAGCACUGGUCCAUGUCGUGGAGUGUUCCCUCGUUGGUUUUACAACUCUUCCUCUGGUGGUUGUGAGUUAUUCUCAUAUGGUGGAUGUGGUGGCAAUAAUAACAGGUUCACCAGUCUACAGCAAUGCACUGCUUCAUGUGGUUGUGGUCCUAGUGGCCCUGCUGUUACUUGCAGUCCUGAUCU
Molecule: messenger RNA, 311 nt
Organism: Amphimedon queenslandica
Lineage: Eukaryota; Metazoa; Porifera; Demospongiae; Haplosclerida; Niphatidae
Product: kappaPI-actitoxin-Avd3a-like
Exons: 3
Molecular function (GO): serine-type endopeptidase inhibitor activity
Source: RefSeq, a predicted model, not a curated record